Molecule: messenger RNA, 3078 nt
Organism: Coffea eugenioides
Lineage: Eukaryota; Viridiplantae; Streptophyta; Magnoliopsida; Gentianales; Rubiaceae
Exons: 3
Coding region: 238-2850 (870 amino acids)
Source: RefSeq, a predicted model, not a curated record
GCAAAUAGUAGCAGCAGCACCACCCAGCAAAAAAAGAGGGAAAAAAAAUCGGAAACACUGAACCGUACAACUUCCGCUGAGCACCUCCACCUCCACUUCCUGCAUCUAUAAGAUAUACAGCACAUUCAAUCUGCGGUCUCUCCAUCGUUUUUCCAUUUUCCUCCGAUAAUCUCAUCGGGCCGUUUGGUGCUCAUCAUUGUCGCUGAGUCCAGCAAAGUCGGGCGUGCCAGCUAAUUCAUGAUAUUAGGUUUCUUAGAUAUCUUCUUUGAUAUUGAACUACAUCGACUUAAACCUCGAGGCCGUUCAAUUGAAGGAAACAACGAGAAUAAGCUUGAUAUGAGUCCAGUUGAUGAUACCCCUCUGUCUAAUCCUGCUGGCGAUCCGGGCGGAUUUUCUGUGACUGGGGUUAGGGAUUUUGGGAAAGUGAAUGGUUCAUCUGUUACCUAUGGGUUCGAGGGCUUGAAUGCUGAAAUGGAGGGUCUGAAAAGAGAUAAAAGUUUGGUGGUAGAAACUGAAGGUAACAAUAGAGAACCUGAGCCAAACGAGGGGUAUUCCUGGAAGGGAGGAGUUUGUGGGCAAGAAACUGUUAAAACUGAUGGUAAAUUGGAUGUACAAUUAAAGGGUGCUGACAAUAAUGAGGUUAAAGAUAAGAUAGACCCCGAUCACAAUGAAGAGAUGGGAGUUUGUGAGUUUCCACAAUAUGGUGACAGCGGGAAUCGAAAAAGUUUCUUUGUGGAUUUGAAUUCGCACCAUCAGGAGGGAAUUUUUAUUCAAGGUGCUGAAAGUACAACGGCUUUGAUUGAGGGUAGCUUGCCAUUUUCUGUUGGUUUAGCGGAAGUUACAGAUGCCACUAUUAAAAAUGGUGUAUCUGCUAGAAACCGACAAGCACCAAUUAAAGAAGUGAUAACAAGUGGACCAUUUAAUGAAGUGGAUGGAAAGGAUGCUAAGCCUUGCAUACUGAUACCAAAAAGUCGUGGGGAAGGGAAUCAGAUGGAAAAGGAAAGCGAAUUUUAUGUGUCUGAUUUAGUAUGGGGCAAGGUAAGGAGCCAUCCAUGGUGGCCUGGCCAGAUAAUUGAACCAUCAGCUGCAUCCGAGAAAGAAAUGAAAUAUUUUAAGAAAGAUAGUUAUUUGAUUGCUUAUUUUGGGGACCAAACUUUUGUAUGGAAUGAAGCCUCAAAGAUAAAGCCAUUCCAAAUGUAUUUCUCUCAAAUGAAGAAGCAAAGUAAUGCCACUGCUUUCUGCAAUGCUGUGAACUCUGCCUUGACUGAGGUUUCUAAAAGGGUCGCGUUUGGCUUGGCCUGCAGAUGCUUGCCUGAGGAGGUAAGUGCCAAGGUCAAGUCACAGGUGGUUUUAAAGUCUAGUAUCUGGGAAAAAUCAAUCAGGACAUAUGCUGGAGAUAGUUUUUCAACUGCAGCAGCUUUUAGUCCUGCAAAACUCGUCAACUCUUUGGAGGCAUUAGCUAAAUCCCCACAUAAUGAUAUUGAUGAUUUGGAAUUUGUCAUAGCAAGAGCGCAGUUAUUGGCAUUUAAUAGAUGGAAGGGUUAUUACCAACUACCUGUAUUUGAAGAACUAAAUGGUUUUUUGGGAAACGAUCUUGAUCUUGCUGCAGUACAGGAGGAGAAAAAUCUUGUUGAAGUGAUUGAUGAUGGUUUGGGUUCUGAGGAAGAUAAUGAAAUUGAAUGUGGAAAAAAAAUGUCUCCUUUGCAUGGGGUUUCUUGCAGGGGCAUGGAUCUCCCCUUGAAUAAUGAGCGCAAAACAAAAAAGAAAAAACACUUGCAGGACUUGAUGUCUGGAAGCAGCUUGAGCUUUCGAGAUGGUGGAUAUGAAGACGAAGGGAAAGCAAGCAGUGACAAGGCUUCUGUAUCUUCUGGAAAGAAACGCAAAGCGCUUGGUUCUACAUCCAGUGAAUCAACGAAAAGAAUGAGGAAAAGGGUUUCCAUGCAGAGUGCAAGAACUGCAACUUCAUUGUUGAGAAAUUACGUUGAAGUUGGAGAUAGCAUGCAUGGGCUUGCGGGGAAACUACAUAGUGGUGCGGUUCCCCCUCUUGACACUGGCAUUAAAAUUUCACAAGGAGCAAUAGUUAACCACAGUAAAAAGUCUGGAAAGACUUAUUAUUCUGGAGCUUCAACCUUGACCGCUGAGAAAUCUUGUAGAAGGCCACCUCCUUGUGAGUAUCCUUCUAUGAGUGAGAUAUUUUCAGAGCUGUGUCUUGCUGCUGAAAAUCCAGUGAAAGGUUACAGUUCUUUGACAACAAUAGCUGGUUUUUUCUGUGAUUUUCGCAACUCUAUCUGUAUGGAACAUAACAAUCUUAAAAAAAGGACAAAGUCAUCAGGUAAACAAAUAGUUAAAAAGUCAGCCAAUGUAGAAGCUGCAGAAGCAUUUGAAUUUGAAGGUAUGGAAGACUCUUACUGGACUGACAGAAUUAUCCAGAGCAACUUGGAUGAUCAGGUACUGUUCGAACCUGAGCCCCCCUUACUGAACUGGGAGCAGAAGAUCCUGUGCGAUCGUACCCUGUGGAUGAAAAGUCAUAUAAAAACUAGUCUGAUCCUUAACUUCACUUAUUUAGAAUCUAUUCCUUCAAUAACUAACCUGAACGAUAUAUUCGACUGCUAUGGACCAGUGAAGGAGUCGCAGACUAAAGUUCUAAGUAAGAGCAAGCGCGCAAAAGUGGUCUUCAAGAGGCGUUCUGAAGCUGAAACUGCCUUCAAUAGUGCUGGAAAAUUCAACAUUUUUGGACUUUCGCUUGUUAGUUAUCGCCGUAGAUACACAUCACCUCGCAAAGCUGCUGCCACAUGCAAAACUAAAAGAAGAAGAAAGAAUGCAAUAUCAAUAGAAGACAGUGCAAUGUGAUAUUUUUCAUGGUGAGAUGAGUUCUAAGUAUUCUCCUAUAGCAUGUGUACUCUUUCUUCCUUUUUUUUUUUCUCGAAGGAACAUGUGUACUCUUACUGACCAAUGUAAAGUGAAGAAAUUCUGUAAACCAUGCAAUUACGUGUACAUGAUUAGCAUGCACAGCUAAUCUACUGAGCCUUUGUAGAUAAUGCUUAUGUUUCCAGUUGAGUUUGACUUCUUUUGUCUGUA